This is a messenger RNA of Punica granatum (pomegranate), 1278 nucleotides long. The record is from RefSeq and is a predicted model, not a curated record. Lineage: Eukaryota; Viridiplantae; Streptophyta; Magnoliopsida; Myrtales; Lythraceae.
AUGAGCCUACUAGCCUGGAACUGUCAGGGCAUAAGAGGAGAACUGACAGUUCGUGCUCUUCGUCUCCUCGUACAGAAGCAUCGACCUAGUAUUAUAUUCCUUUCAGAGACUAAAUCUAACUCCAGGCACUGCAACAAAAUAGCACAACGGUGUAAUCUCGUUGGUAUUUUCACGAUUGACUCCUCAAAUGCUACGGGUGGCUUGUGCCUUCUUUGGAACUCCGAAUUACAGGUAACCAUUCAUAAAUCUUCUCCAUUCUAUAUUCAUGCUACUAUUGAGCAUCCUGUUUUGCCCGCCUCUUGGAUUCUCACUACGGUUUAUGGUCCCCCUUAUUCACAUGCAAAACCUGUAUUCUGGGCUGAAUUGACUGAUAUUGCCAAUACAAUUGAUAAACCGUGGUUGAUUGUGGGAGAUUUCAAUGAAAUUUGUUAUGCAUCUGAUAAGAUAGGAGGUCGUAAUUUUACUUCAUCUUUUCGCUCCUUUCUUGAUACCUUCCUUAGCCAAUCGGGAUGCAUAGAUUUGGGGUUCACAGGAAACCCUUUCACUUGGCGUAACAAAAGAAUGGGGUUAGCCUUUAUAAGACAACGUCUAGAUAGAGCUUUAGCCAAUGAUGACUGGAGAACCACCUUUCCAAGGGCAGGGGUAUUCCACCUCCCCCAAAUAAGAUCUAACCACAAUCCCAUUUUGCUGAAACUGUGGACGGAAUCCGCUAACAAGCCCAAACCAUUCAGAUUUGAGGAAGCUUGGACCCGAGACCACUCUAGUACUACCAUUGUUAAAAAUGCUUGGAAUAAAUUUGUGCCUGGUUCGAAGGCUUUUCAGCUUUCGUCCAAAAUCAAAAUUGUCAAAACCGGCCUCAGGAAGUGGAACAAAGACGUGUUUGGAUUUUGCGAUACUAACAUUGAAGGGAUCAUGAAGAAAAUUGAAGAAAUCCAAACAAAUCAAACUACUCUUGAAACCAAAGAGGAAGAGGAGAAUCUCAUGGCAGAACUUGAAGAAAAUCUUUUGAGAAAGGAUCUUAUAUGGCGCCAAAAAUCGAGGGAGCUAUGGCUAAAACACGGAGACAGAAAUUCCAAAUUCUUUCACCUCUCAACAGUCAUCCGACGCAGAUCAAACCACAUAGCUACCAUCAAAGGAGACAAUGGAGAAUGGUGCCAAUACCAGGACGAAAUAGGCAAUUACUUCUUAAAGAACUUCCAGGAUCUCUUUACCACUUCCCAGCCUACAAUUCCAGAUGACAUGGAAGGCCUGAUAAACCAAACCAUCACAGAAGCUUAG